Molecule: messenger RNA, 1260 nt
Organism: Mycena indigotica
Lineage: Eukaryota; Fungi; Basidiomycota; Agaricomycetes; Agaricales; Mycenaceae
Exons: 6
Coding region: 16-1260 (414 amino acids)
Biological process (GO): Golgi to plasma membrane protein transport
Cellular component (GO): trans-Golgi network
Source: RefSeq, a predicted model, not a curated record
GUUGAAGCAACCUCCAUGAUCUCAGCACUGGAUUGUGAUGUACGGCCUGGUUCCGGUUUGGGAAUAUUUGAGCUUGGAUCAUCGUUGUGGACAGUGCUGGACCUGCUGAGGAGACUUCAACACUCAUUUCCUCAAGUGGAUGUCAAAUAUGACACUGACGCAGCCUCUACCACCCCCAUUGUCCUUUAUAUCCGUCCGCAUCUUGAAUUGCUCUUCUCAGGGAAAAACCAACGCUUGCAUACCAUCAUUCUUCGUAAACUCCGCCUCGGAGCCGGAGAGCCUCCAGUAACAUUACGAUACAAAGACGUUGUUCUGUCUUCCCCAGACAAUGUCCUCAAACGCGUCUUCGUCAGUCGGACAUUUGGGCCUACCUACCCAUCGGGCGACGAUUUGCGGUCUGAUCUACGCUACCCUGGUCUCUGGUUUAGCUUUGUGGAAGACGGCAUGGGCGACUCAUUGAAGAGUAGCGACGAUCCAAGAAUGCAGGAGGUCAAACGUGUUAUUGUGUCACAGAAGGAGCGUGAAGGUGAAGAUCGAGAUGCGUUAGGUGAACCGGUUGAGUGCGCCGCAAUGGAGGGUGAUAUCUUUCGUGCGGUCGCAAAGGUUCAUGAAGGCGUCACCUUGUACUUUUAUCCUUCAAAAUCAUCUCCACUGCGCAUCAGACUUGGGGAAACGACAGUUCAAGAUCUUACAAUAGACCUCGGUCCACCCAAUCGAGUGCACUAUAAGGACGAUGACCGAAUGACCAUUCAUGCUACAGCGCGUUCUGGAGAACAUUCAGAGUCUUCGUACUUUUAUAACUACUUCCAGCAUGGUAUCGAUUUCAUGCUCUCACCUAGCCAUGUUGUGAGCAAAAUUAUCUUACACUCCAACGUGCCGGGUUCUCCCUUGUUCCAGCGUUACAAACGCUGUAACUGGGAGAUCGAGGGUAAACCAGAAGAUGACGAAGAUGAUACCCCGCCACGAAAGCGUUUCCAUGAUCGGGUUUAUUUUCAUCUGCUGCUUCAAUCGUUGGCUCAUGGCUUCCAGUUCGAGACGAUUAGCCACUUCCUCUCUCCACGCGAGCCGCCUCCGUCUAUGCUACUCGACCGAACAGACGACGAAGAAGCUUUAACGCUCCCUAACGCAACUUCACGGCGUAAGUCUCAGUUCUUGAAGCGAAUCAGCAUGUUGAAACAGCAGAGGACAGUCCACGGUUAUGAUGGAAUCAUUUUAGAGGUAUCUGAAUCUUCACAGGUGCUCGCUGUGAUGUUGUUCUAA